GUAGGACUCCGCACGAAUCUACAGGGUGUCGCUUACAUAAUUAACAUAUCGUCUAAAAUUUAUAGUUCAGUUGAUGUAUGCUACAUAUAGAUUGUUAAAAGUAGUGGCAAUAAAUAUGGAAAAGGAAGACUUUCAGGGACAAAUGUACUGUUACUAGAAAGCAUAGAUUCCUAUUGGACGUCGACAUGUAUGUACUUCCUUGUAAACAGAAGCGUGUGACUUGUCAAACAUUGACAAACACCAAGAACCGAGGAGGAGGAGGACGGUCUGAGUCGCGGUGCAUUUAUAAAAAUCGUCUGUCACUAAAUUACAUCGAAAAAUGUCGGCGAUGUUAACAGCCGAUUGGUUUCCUCUCGGACGGGACAUAUAUUUUCGCAAAUUCGAGUUGUAUCCAAUAUCCUUCCAGCAUGAGAUUUCCAGCAACAAUCUGCUGGUGGCGGCUCCCUACGGAGGCUCCAUCGCUGUGACGAGAAACCCCAGAAAGCUCGUCAAGGUCCAAGGAGCCAGCAAGCCUUUGAUACUGCUGUACACAUCAUCUGGAAAAUUGACGGCCAAGCUGCAAUGGAGUAGUGGGCAACUGGUGUCAUUUGGCUGGUCCCAGCAAGAAGAAUUGCUCUGCGUGCAAGAUGAUAGCAUGGUUCUUAUAUAUGAUAUGUUUGGAACUUAUCAGCAUACUUUUAGCAUGGGAAAUGCAGCCAAGGAUACUAAGGUUGUCGAUGCAAAAUUCUUUGUAACAUCCAACAGCACUGGAAUAGCUGUUUUGACAUCCACCAAUCGUAUAUUUCUAGUGAAUAAUGUGUCUGAGCCUAAAGUCCGACCAAUCACUGAUAUGCCAAGAUAUGGUCCAAUCGAUUGCUGGUACAUGGUUCAUUGUGAUAGGGAGACACAAGUGAUUUUGUCGAAUAGAGAAGGAAUAUUUGUAAUUCAUCAAUCCCAUCAGAACACUUAUUCAUUUAAUAAUCUCUUUAGUAAUAAGAUCAAUAAUGUGACAGCGAUAACUGUGUCUAGCAACAAUCGACACAUUGCGCUUUACUCCGAUACCGGGCACGUGUACAUUGGUUCGAUAGACUUCAGAGAAAAGUAUUGUGAAUGUUAUACAAAUAUGAAGGAACCUCUGGCGAAUAUAGCUUGGUGCGGGACGGAAGCCGUGGUGUGCAGUUGGAACAGUACGAUAAUGGUGGUGGGACGUACGGCUGAUACCAUAGUAUACAAUUACGAUGGACCAGUACACUUGGUUACAGAAAUUGACGGAGUGCGAGUGUUGUCGAGCAGUUCUCACGAAAUGAUACAGAAAGUACCAAACGUUGUGCAAAGGAUAUUUAGGAUCAACUCUACGGAUCCUGCUUCCUAUCUUCUGGAGGCGUCUAAGCAGUUUCAGAAGAAGAGCCACAAGGCCGACAGUUACAUAGAUUUAGUGAAGGACAAGCUGGACUCUGCGAUAAAAGCGUGUAUCGAUGGCGCGAGUCACGAAUUCGAUUUUGAAACGCAAAAGAUUCUAAUGAGAGCUGCCAAAUUUGGGAAAGGAUUCAGCAAGACCAUAGAUUCGGAAUAUUAUGUUCAAAUGUGCAGGAUUUUGAGAGUCUUGAAUGCAGUAAGGCAUCCUGCAGUGGGCAUUCCAUUAACAUAUACAGAAUUUAACAUUCUCACGAAUCAAGUGCUAUUAGAUCGACUGGUAGCACGGAGACAUUAUUAUUUAAGUAUUCAAAUAGCGCGUCAUUUACAGUUACCCGAGAUUGACGGAGAAAGUAGAAUAUUAGCACAUUGGGCUUGCUACAAGGUGAAACAAACGCAGUUAGAUAAGGAACAAAUAGCAGAAGAGAUUGCUGAUAAAUUAGGAUACGCUCCUGGCGUUUCGUACAGCGAAAUCGCGAAAAGAGCAGCCGAUUGCGGACGAAAACAAUUAGCUAUUAAAUUAAUCGACUACGAACCACGUGCACAUCAACAAGUACCUUUGUUAUUGACACUUGGUGAAGAGCGUGCCGCUUUGCAUAAAGCUGUAGAAAGUGGCAAUACGGAUCUAGUCUAUACUGUUAUUCUUCAUCUUAGAGAAAACAUGACUCUCGGAGAUUUUCAAAUGUCUAUAAUGCAUUGUCCUCUAGCGAUGGCAUUAUACAUUAAAUAUUGUCAGAGCCAUAAUAGAGAGACAUUGCGCGAUAUUUAUAAUCAAUAUGACGAUUUCCAUUCACAAGCGGUGUGGUUUAUUACCGAGAGUUAUCAACGAAAAAAUAUGAUGUCGAGGGACGCGUUAUUGCAAUCCGCUCAGGAAAAUUUCAGAUUGGCUCGUAAUGAUACUAACGCGUCAUUAACGGAAGAACAGAUAAAACUGCUAAAGUAUCAGAGGUCUUUAGAAGACACGCUGCACGAAUCGGUCGUGGGAAAGCCUCUGCAUGAUACUGUGAGAAUAUUAUUAUUGCGUAACGAGUUGAAAUUAGCGGAUAAAUUGCGAUCGGAGUAUAAAAUACCAGAUCGGAGAUAUUGGUGGUUAAGAAUACAAUGCUUGGCGGAACAAGGUUUAUGGAAUGAUUUAGAAAAAUUCUCCAAAAGUAAAAAAUCUCCCAUUGGCUAUGAGCCGUUUAUCGAUGAAUGCCUAAAGUAUAAUGAGAAAUUAGAAGCAAGGAAAUACUUAGCCAAAGUUAAAGAUGAUCUUAAGGUGAAAUAUCUAGUGAAAUUAAAUUUGCUUAGCGAAGCCGCGCAAACAGCGUAUGAGCAAAAGGACGUUUCGGCUCUCACAUUUGUGCUGGCACAAUGCGGAUCGUCGGAUAGACAAUUUGUGGACAAAAUCAAUAUGUUAUUAACUAGUCUUAAAAAUUAAGAUUUUUUUAUUUGUUUUAUACGAUGCAUUUAUACAUCUUUAUAGUGAUAACAUUUAUAGUGAAUUAAAAUAAUUUUACAGACCAAUCAAGACGCAUUCAAGACGCAAUUCACAUAAAUUGAUAAAAUAUUAAAUACUUAUUUUAAUAAAAAAAAAAUAUAUACAUCUUGCUUUAAUGGAUACUGAAACAAAAAUUUUAAGUUUGUUCAGACAUUCUGUUUAUUAUAAUUUGUACAGAAAUGUGAUCGUAUAUUUGUGCUGAUAACUGAAUUAUGUACAUUUACAGUGCUGAUAUGUAUAUACCAUAUAGCAUAUUGAUAUAGUAUAUGUAUAAUAUACAAUAUAGUAUAUUGAACCUGA
Messenger RNA from Solenopsis invicta (red fire ant), 3172 nucleotides. RefSeq names its product vacuolar protein sorting-associated protein 16 homolog. Gene Ontology annotation, biological process: vacuole fusion, non-autophagic; intracellular protein transport; endosomal transport. Lineage: Eukaryota; Metazoa; Arthropoda; Insecta; Hymenoptera; Formicidae. Bases 320 to 2812 code for a protein of 830 amino acids. Gene Ontology annotation, cellular component: endosome; lysosomal membrane; HOPS complex. The record is from RefSeq and is a predicted model, not a curated record. Gene Ontology annotation, molecular function: actin binding. The transcript has 17 exons.